CUCAGUGCAGUGAUGUCAGUGUUUAAAAUAAACGUUGUCCCGUCAUUCUCAGAUAAAACGUUGAUCCUGUUUCAGACGGCUCCAUUUCUCUAGAGACGUUGCAGAGGCAGCAUGUUAUGAAAGGAAGAUUAUUGGACCAAAGCAGAGCAACACAUGGUUCCAGGUUGAGGUCAGGAUGGGGAACACCUCACCCAGGGUUCUGGUCUCACUCUUGCUGAACACACUGCUCUGCUGUGGACAAACUCUCGUUAUAGAUCCUGUGCUGACUGUUGAACCCAACUGGUCGACUUUUUAUGUUGGAGAGUUUGUUACAUUUAUCUGUGACAUGAAUGAAGGAAGAAACACUGACUGUCAAUACCGGUUAUUAAGGAAUGGUCAAGAAUUUGAUCGCUUUCAGUCAGAUAAACGUUUCAGAGUUGGUCCUCUGUAUACUGGUGAUAGUGGUGAAUUUCAGUGCUGUCGUCAAUGGAGGGUUUCACCUGACGAAAAUUGCAGUAAAACUGUCCCUGUUACUGUCUCAGAUAAACCCAGAGCCAAACUGGCAGCAGGUUCAACAACCAUACCAAUAGGGGGCAGUGUGACACUGAGCUGCUCAGUGGAGCCCUCUGCUGGAUGGAAGUACAGAUGGUUCAGGCGGACCUCAGAUUCUUCUUUUGUUGAAUUCAGCAGAAAUAAUGAAGAAAACAGAGAAAUCACUGUGACACAAGGAGGAAUCUAUAAGUGUGAUGGAGAGAGAGGAAAUCCCUCAUUCUACAGUCAUUCAAGCCUUGAGAACAACAUUGAAAUAAUGUUUUCCAACAAGGUUUUUGUGACUCGACGACCAAUCUGGCCUCAGAUGUUCAGUGGUGAGUCGAUCACUCUGACAUGUGAGGUCCAGGGAGGAGAAACCACUGAGUGGACGUGUGAAUGGAGAAGAUCUGGGUCAAUAAUACACAAGACAGACAGUAAAGACUGGACUUUCAAUGUCUCUGAGUCCAGCAGUGGAAACUACAUGUGUCAGUGUAGAAGCAGAGAUGACUGGUAUUCUUCAACACAGUGGAGUGAAACCAUCAGACUGUCUGUAUCAAAUAAACCUGGAGCCAAACUGGCUGCAGGUUCAACAACCAUACCAGUAGGGGGCAGUGUGACACUGAGCUGCUCAGUGGAGCCCUCUGCUGGAUGGAAGUACAGAUGGUUCAGGCGGACCUCAGAUACUUCUUUUGUUGAAUUCAACACAAAUAAUGAAGAAAACAGAGAAAUCACUGUGACACAAGGAGGAAUCUAUAAGUGUGAUGGAAAGAGAGGAAAUCCCUCAUUCUACAGUCAUUCAAGCCAUGAGAACAUCAUUGAAAUAAUGUUUUCCAACAAGGUUUUUGUGACUCGACAACCAAACUGGCCUCUUGUCUUCAGUGGUGAGUCGAUCACUCUGACAUGUGAGGUCCAGGGAGGAGAAACCACUGAGUGGACGUGUGAAUGGAGAAGAUCUGGGUCAAUAAUACAGUGGACAGACAGUAAAGACUGGACUUUCAAUGUCUCUGAGUCCAGCAGUGGAAACUACAUGUGUCAGUGUAGAAGCAGAGAUGACUGGUAUUCUUCAACACAGUGGAGUGAAACCAUAACAGUAACUGUGUCCAGUUCUUCACAUCUUGUGCUGCUGAUCUCUGGACCAGUUGUUGGAUUUAUUCUCAUUAUUCUCCUCGUCUUGUUGUGUUUCUGCAGACGGUCCAAGGGUUUAUUCUGCUCCAGAUGUAAGGCCUCAGAGAGCAGCAGAAAUGAUGGAGUCAACCAGGCUGGCGGUCAUGAAUACAGCUCUCCUCUUCAGGAAGUCACUCCAACAUAUGCUGAGAUCAACCACCAGGCUAGAGCCAAUAGAAAGAAAAAAGGAAGUCCUGCAGCCACAGAUAAAACGGUUUAUUCUGGCAUCAGGUCAGGAGCAGCUCUGCACGUCGACUCUGCCAUGUAGGCUGCAGGAUGUUUUGAUUUAUUAUAGGAUUUAUGAUAUGGAUUAAGCUCAUUACAUUCUUAUGUGUUCUGGUUACAAGUCUUCAUAAACCCUGUACUGGCUGAACAAAGAAAUAUUGUCUGAAACUGAAGUAGGUAAAAGAAAAAUCAGACCCACUCAGUAGUGUGAACAGAAAUGCUUUGUAAAAUCCAGACAGGCAGUAAUGUACAUAUUUUUAAUAUAAUUGAUCUGGAGAUCCAGGGUGAUGCUAAUAUUUUGAAUUUGGUCCUUUGCUGUUUUAUAUUCUGCAUCAGUUUUAUUUCUUCUUUUUGCUUUAGCUUCCUAAACUAACUUUUAUAUAAUCAGGUUCCAUUUUACAUGAGUGAUGGUACCUUGCAUAAUAAAUUACAUUUUGAGAUGAGCAAAAUAGUCUUUACUAAAUUAAAUAUUCUCUUACACUUUUCAAUUGUUAACUUGUAAGUAUAAAAUUCUCAUCUGUUUUUUUUUUUUACAAUAUCACUUUUGCCUUUUUGACACAAGUAAUGCUGUUGAUUUGUCUUUGUAUUUCAUUUAUUGUAGCUUUUUAAACACAUAUUCAUUGAAAAUAACCUGUUAUGUAUCAAAUAUACUAUGUGGUUGUCAAAUUAAAGUGAGUCGUCUGCCCACUAAAAACUAAAUAUGACAACGAUUACAGUUACAUUCAUUGCUUCUCAACUUCUACUUUGCAGCUGAUUGUGCAGUCAGAAGUCAGGAUAUCUUUUUUUUUUUUACAUGUAAUCAAAGCUCUUUUUACA
Messenger RNA from Xiphophorus maculatus (southern platyfish), 2715 nucleotides. RefSeq names its product leukocyte immunoglobulin-like receptor subfamily B member 3-like. Gene Ontology annotation, biological process: cell surface receptor signaling pathway. Bases 176 to 1942 code for a protein of 588 amino acids. The record is from RefSeq and is a predicted model, not a curated record. Gene Ontology annotation, molecular function: transmembrane signaling receptor activity. Lineage: Eukaryota; Metazoa; Chordata; Actinopteri; Cyprinodontiformes; Poeciliidae. The transcript has 12 exons.